Molecule: messenger RNA, 2758 nt
Organism: Pieris napi
Lineage: Eukaryota; Metazoa; Arthropoda; Insecta; Lepidoptera; Pieridae
Exons: 7
Coding region: 845-2440 (531 amino acids)
Biological process (GO): intraciliary transport
Cellular component (GO): axoneme
Source: RefSeq, a predicted model, not a curated record
UUUAUGAUAGCGAACGUGAUAAGUGGAGCGCGGAAAGGAGUGUCUCAAAAAGAGCUCUGUCGUGGAAGGCGAUAGAAUUGAUCGGUCCGUCUGGUUGGCGAUCACGUGAUCGUUCGCCAACCAGACAAAAUAAAAUCUUUUGCCUUUUGAGCUACCGACCGCGAGCAGUUUGUCCAAGUUCUCAUCGCCUCUGCGCAUUAUAUGGCCGAAAUAAGAUACAAUUCGCUGUCGGCAUAUGGUAGCUAGGAGUGUCCGUAUGCGGAGUUGGGGCGCUUCGCAGUCCACGGUAUUCUUAGCAAUCGCCUCUAUGAAAUUUGAAAGUUAGCCAUAUUUUAUGCCGAAAAGUUCUUCGGAACACUCCGCAAUUGCGUGUCGUAUCCAGGAUACGGCAAAACAAUAAAUUAACGAAGCUGGCUCUUAAAAUUGGUUAUUUACACAAUCAACAACGACAACAGAUUAAUUGCAUAGUUAUAGCCACACCUAAUCCAAGCAAGGAAUAAAAGAUUAGCGUUUGAAGGGUGGAAAACACUCCUAUCUAGUAGAAUCACUUAUAUAUUGUAAGCGGAGCGCAUCAUAUCAUUAAUUAGUGCGCGGUUAAUGUAGAGUGUAAGUGAUAUCCUCUAUUAUUGAAGGCGUCUCCGGCUGACCCGGAAACCGUUCGUACAUAAUAAACCUCGCUUUCGGACGGUGAAAGCAAAGAGUUUGAUUACUAUCAUUGUUACGUUACUAGGUGUCGGUAACGAUAGAAACGAACACACAACAUUUGUAGAAAUAUAUAAAUGUGACGGAUUAUCCUUUAAAAUAUCAUAAUAAAAUCAAGAAUGCAUUAUCGUUAAGGCAAAGCAUGUCCGUUUCCAGUUUAUUGCCAGAAGAUAAACGAAAAGAUCAAAGAAUUUCUUUGGAGAGCGUGUACAGCAGCAAUUCGCGACUGAACUUGCUGCAAAAGCGAAAACGAAUGAAUCCGGCUCAGCCGCAGCAUCGACCGCACGGCGAACAGCGCGUGCUGUCUGCUAAGAUGCACCGACUCAAGGCGCUGCAGAACCAGCUCGCCGACGCGCACUUUCACUUGCAGGAGCUGAGCAAUGAAAAUAAAAUCCUGCGAACUAUGCAAAAGAAGCAAGAAGUCGCCCUGCAGAGGUACGACAGUUCGAGUGCGGAGCUUCCGCAAGUUCUGAGCGCGCACAGCGAGGAGAUGCGCGUGCAGCACGCCAAGUACCAGCAGGCUCGCCGUCGCCUUCGCGACCUCGAGGGCCAGCUGCGAGACCGCGACCUGCGUUUGCAGACUCUGCAGGACCAGCACAACCACCUGCUCAACCUCACGCGCGAUAAGAAUCUACCGGAGCGUGAGAAGCUGCAAGCGCAGGUGAGCGAACUGCGAGAGACGGCUCGGCAGCAGCAGGAGACGAUCGCCGGGCUGCAGCGACGACUGGCGCUCGAGGCUAAGAACUUCCGACAUCGGUUGCAGGCCGAAAUCGAUAAGCACCGUGACACACGAAACGACCUCGACCUAGCUAUCAACAACGCCGACAAGCUCUCGACCAUUAUCGAGAUGAAAGAGAAGAUGAUAAGCACGGCCGCCGGUCGCGGUGGAGGUAGAAACUCGCCUCCGAAAAUCGCUUCCGUGGCGCAGCUCGCCAGACCUCUCAGUAAAAAUCGGAAACAUGGCGAAGACUGUUCCGGCGAACGUUAUGUUCCGUCGAGACAGGGUGGAGAUUUCCGUGCACCGAGCGGCUUGUCCGACGAGGACCCGGUGAGUCGUCCCCGAGUUCUUUCCGCCGCGAACGUCGAUCUCGCCAAGGCCGUGCAGGAGGGCAUGGCGGGCGUGGGCAUCCGCGAACAACGGGUCGCCGGCACGGAGAACUCGCAAAGUAAAAUGGAAGUGAUGAAGACGGAUUUAAUGAAUAGAAUAAGAAAUAACGAGGAGCCCCCGUCGCGAAAGACCAGCGCACUCCGACGACAGUCCACGGAGGAGAGCGUCGACGAAUACGUAGUCGAGGAGGCGGGCCGGCUCGAGGUCCGGGUGCGGAGAAGCUCGGGCGUAUCCUUCUACGAGGCCGGUCGCGGCGAAUCGGAGACGGACACGGAGCGCGGGACCGGAGACGGGACGCAGACGGGCAGACGCGCGGAACGAUACUGCAAAGACAUCCUCGAGGAUAUCGAGAAAAGCUCGCGCGUGAUAGACGUACAUGUGCGGCAGCUGUCGGCGGCGGCGGGAGCGGGCGAGCGGCUGGCCUCGCAGCUGCGAGCCGUCGACCGCGUCAACGAGCUGGUGAACGCUCGCGGGGACCUUCCCGCCGGAGCGAUCUCGCAGCUUCAGAACGAGUUCGAGGCCCUGUCGCAACACGCGCUGCCUUCGCGUCUCCGUCCCGCCGCCGAUCUCCUCGGGGACCGGGCGCUCUCCAACCGGGAUCUCCUGGACGACUUACUCGGGAAGAAGUGAAGUCGCGCGUCCGAUUUCGCUCUAUAGAGAUAAACUAUACUUUGUAAAGAUUUUAUUCUAUUAGUAUAAAAGUAAUUUAUUUUUUGACACUUGUUAAAAAUCGACGGUUACAAGAAUUUACCAAAAUGUGUAAUGAUGAAGCCAAAAAAAAUAAUGUCGUGUUAAUCGUAUUAUAUUAGUAUAAUUGGAAAAAUACACUUAUGAGGUGUGCCAUUGUGUAUGCGUGAAGAUUUUGUAAUGUUUGUGUACUUUAUUUAAUUGUAAUGACAUUUUAUUCUGAAUGUGUGAAUAAACGUCAGUUAUUUGUAUUGAUUGAAA